GGUGCGCGGUACCAGAGCCGGAGCAGACGUCACGGGAAUCAACGUGGGUGCGAGUGCAGUUGUCACUACGAGUUGACACCACCAAUAGACCCCGACCGACCGUCCAUCCGUCCGUCCGCCCGCCCGCCCGCGCACUCCCGCCGCGGGCACUAGACGACGGAAUUGCGGUGCGGGCGCAGCUCCCCGCGAGCCCAACAGCAACGAGCGCGCCGUUCCUCGGGGGACCCUCUGGCCGCGCUCCGGGAAUCUCGUACCCACCGAUGAGCGAGCGGCCGAGGCGCGAACGCGCUUCCACCGAGGGUGCCGCGCGGCCGUCGCGGCGAGACAGGCCGCGGUCCAGGCUUUAAAUUCAAAGACGGUGCGGAUAGAGGAAUGACGCUGGAGAACCCGUUCUUUGUCGUCAAGGACGAGGUGUGCAAGGCGUUGAACAAGAAUCGCGGCUUGUACGGGCGCUGGAGCGAGCUACAGAAUGUCACGAUCACGUCACCGACAGGCGGACUGAGCGGCUCGGCCACCGCAAUCUCGCGUACGGACGAGCUCGAUUGGACCACCACCGAAUUGCGGAAAGCACUUCGUUCCAUCGAGUGGGACCUCGACGAUCUCGAGGACACUAUCUGUAUCGUUGAGAAAAAUCCAACAAAGUUCAAAAUCGACAACAAGGAAUUGACUGUACAACGGAGUUUUAUCGAACAGGCACGAGAGGAAGUCAAGAUCAUGAAGGACAAACUGAACUUAAGCAGAAGCCGAGAUCGUGACAGCACGGCAAGACAGCCACUUUUGGACAACAGUCCAGCAAGAGUGCCGGCUAAUCAUGGCACUACUAAAUACAGCAAGCUAGAAAAUGAAAUAGAUAGUCCAAACAGACAAUUUCUCAGUGAUACAAUGCAUCAGCAAAAUACUAUGAUGAGACAGCAGGAUGAACAAUUAGAUAUGAUUGGGGAAACGGUUGGCACUUUGAAAACAGUUUCCAGGCAAAUCAACAAUGAAUUGGAUGAGCAGGCUGUGAUGUUGGAUGAAUUUGGGAACGAGUUAGAGACGACAGACUCCAAAUUGGAUGCUACCAUGAAGAAGAUGGCCAAAGUGCUGCACAUGAGUAAUGAUCGGGGACAAUGGGUAGCCAUUGGAGUGUUGACUGCUAUAUUGGUGUUUUUAAUUAUUUUAUUCAUAAUUAAAUGAAUCAUCUCUUGUCUCCUCUAGCUCCUCCUCCCUUCCCUUUUCUACGAUAGUUUUUUUUGUAAUUUUAAGUGUAAAUCUAAGUCCAUUUGACCUAUUACUGAUAGCGAGAUUUUAUGAAUAUUAGAAAAAAAAUAAAAAGUUAUAAUAAUUUAUAAUGUCUUCUCUUAAAUGUCAUUCACCAAUAAGAAGUAUAAUAAUAUUUUCUAUAUAUAAUUGCCUAUAUAAUCUAUUUAAGUAUUCAUAUCAUACAUUAUAGUUAUAAUAAUGUUGUGUAAUAUAAAAUAUAUUAAAAUUGUUUUUCCGCUAACAAGACAACUCUAA
Monomorium pharaonis (pharaoh ant) is the source of this 1497-nucleotide messenger RNA. RefSeq names its product syntaxin-6. NCBI's taxonomy places the organism in Eukaryota, Metazoa, Arthropoda, Insecta, Hymenoptera, Formicidae. Gene Ontology annotation, cellular component: membrane. Gene Ontology annotation, biological process: Golgi vesicle transport. The transcript is spliced from 7 exons. The coding region runs from base 373 to 1176 and encodes 267 amino acids. The record is from RefSeq and is a predicted model, not a curated record.